Molecule: messenger RNA, 2531 nt
Organism: Daldinia vernicosa
Lineage: Eukaryota; Fungi; Ascomycota; Sordariomycetes; Xylariales; Hypoxylaceae
Product: ADP-ribosylation/Crystallin J1
Exons: 2
Coding region: 75-2354 (759 amino acids)
Source: RefSeq, a predicted model, not a curated record
CUAUACCGUCUCUUCCAGAAGACUACCUUGAAAGAGUCUAUGCCGGUGUCCUUGGCAAGCUGAUCGGGGUAUACAUGGGUCGUCCAUUCGAGGGAUGGACACAUCAGCGUAUCAUCGCCGAGCUGGGACAUGUCCGGUACUAUGUCAACGGAAAGCUAAAUCUCCCCAUAGUCGUCGCGGACGACGACAUCUCCGGCACCUUUACAUUCGUAAGGGCUAUAGAGGAACAUUAUAAUUGUGACAAUAACCCUCAAGAGAACGACGAUGAGGAGAACGACGAUGAGGAGAAUGACGAUCAGGAAAAAGACGAUCAGGAAAAAGAUGAUCAGGAAAACAACGACGAGAACGGGGACAAGAUGGAAAUCACAGAAGCCUUAGAGACAUCGGGAACCUCUGAAGAUUCUAAAUCCUCUAGCACGCUAGAUGCCACAAAAGAGGAUCCUAUUACCGCAGAACAGAUCGGAAAGACGUGGCUCAAUAACGUGAUCAAAGACCGCACAGUCUUCUGGUGGGGUGGCAACGGCGUAUCGACUGAGCAUACGGCUUUCUUAAACUUACGAAAGGGAAUCAAGGCACCUCACAGCGGCUCAAUACAGACAAAUGGCAGUACUAUCGCCCAGCAGAUUGGCGCUCAAAUCUUUAUUGAUGGAUUUGCCAUGACGGCACCGGGAGACCCAGCUUUAGCCGCUCAGCUCGCAGGAGCAGCAGGCUCGGUGAGCCACGAUGGAGAAGCCGUAUACGCAGCGCAGCUCUGGGCUGUUAUGGAAGCUGAGGCGUUUUUUUCUAAUGAUGUGAAUCAUCUAUUAGAUACCGGACUCGGCUUCAUACCCUCAGACUCGCUUAUAGCCGCAUUAGUUGAAGACGUGCGUGGAUGGUGCGAGGACGACGACGAUUGGAUGUACACGCGACAAAGAAUUGAGAAAAAAUACGGGUACGACAAGUUUCCAGGAUUCUGCCACGUGGUACCUAAUCACGGCAUCAUGAUCAUGUCGUUAAUAUACGGAGGGCAUAACUUCGCUGAAGCCAUGCAUAUUGUGAAUACUUGCGGUUGGGAUACCGAUUGUAAUUCGGGAAACGUUGGGUGUUUGGUGGCUAUCAUGCACGGGCUAGUGGCGUUUGAUUAUGAAGAAAAUAAUAAAAGAAAAAAAUACGACUGGCGAGGGCCAAUAGCUGAUCGUGCUCUGAUCUCGAGCGCAGACGGCGGGUACUCGAUCAAUAACGCCUCGAAUAUCGCUUACGACAUUGUAAACAUGGGCCGGAAGCUCGCAGGAGAAGAAACUCUCGCACCCCCGAAACGAGGCGCGCAGUUUCACUUCAGCUUACCGGGGAGCGUCCAGGGGUUCUAUGUUCUUCAUGAUGACGGAAACGGGCCGGGGGGAGACAUUUCGCACAUCAUCAGUAAGGAUAAAAGCUCCAGCUUAAGAAUUGCCAUUCGUCAGACGAAAGAGGUAGUAAUUCUGACAGAUACUUUCACACCGCCUGAUGAUCGCCAGGUGAGUAUCUACGACCUGACCGCCUCGCCACUAGUAUAUCCCGGACAAGUUCUCAAAGUGUCACUAAGAGCACAUCCUGAUCAGCGUAAUGGUAUAGCGGCAAAGCUAAUUAUACGCUUUUAUACGCACAAGGACAACCUCGAGUACUAUUCUGGCAAUUACAUAAAUUUCAAGCAGAACGACCAUCACGUCUUGCAAUUGAGAGUUCCGGUGCAGUUAGGCUACCAACCAGUUCAGAGUGUAGGCAUAGCUAUUAAACCAGUCAGGGUAACGAGCGACAGUCCUGAAGUCAUAUAUAUGGACUAUCUCCGGUGGGACGGCACUCCAGCUCUUGUCCUUGAACCGGGUGACGACCGAGUUGGGCCCCGGUCCUUCUACAAGCGGUCCUUUGUCAAUGGCGCUGAUGUGUUCGACAUUUCUAGCAGUACGUUCAUAGUAGCCCAGGAUCAAGGCGAAGGUAUCGUCAGCUACGGUACGCGAGACUGGACAAAUUACAGGGCUAUAUUCAGGGACUUCACUGUCAACAUGAGCGGGCCGGCUGGUGUUGCUGUGCGGGUACGAGGGCUGAAUAGAUACUACGCGCUGUUCUUCUAUAAAAGCAGUGCUGAUAUUAGCGGUUCCAAGGACCGCAUCGCGCUGGUCAAAGCUCUCGACAACGAGCGUAUUGAACUAGCCAGCGCAGACUUCGACUGGAAGUACGAUCUGCCAUAUAAUGUGAUUUUCAAAGUGUCAGGCGAUUUGCUGCAUGCCCGAAUCGGCAAAACCGAACUCUCGGCACGUGACGCGCAGUACCCCGGCGGCGGAAUAGGAAUGGUAGUGACCGACGGAUCGAUACUUAAGACAAAGAUGUGGUCGUGUUAGGCGUCUGAUGUGUGGAAUAGGAGAAAUCGACAAGGAUUUUUACCAUGAAGCAAACGUGGAAAAGAGGAAGGUCUAUCAGAUGUAUCAAUAAUUAGUAUGAGAAAAAGAGGUAUCUGGCAAGUCAAAUCAAAGGGAUCAGAAUAUUGACUCAACCGCACACAAAUCUUGGCUUGGAAC